AGGAAGGGUGGGGAAAGAGGCCUGAAGGUGGCGCUACUGCAGCGCGUUGCCUGCGGGCUGCCGUAAAGCAGCAGAAGAAGAGGCGGGGACAGGGGUGUGCAGCGGCGGGCGGAGACAGUCUGAGCUGAGCAGGUCGUCGUGUGAACAUGUCUGAUUCCAUUAGAGUCCUGGUGACCGGCGCUGCUGGGCAGAUUGCCUAUUCCCUGUUGUUCAGCAUUGCCAAGGGAGAUGUCUUUGGCAAAGAUCAGCCAAUCACCUUGCUCCUUUUGGACAUAACACCAAUGUUACCCGUCCUGGAUGGCGUUGUCAUGGAGCUGCAGGACUGUGCCCUCCCGCUCCUGAGAGAGAUUAUUCCCACUGACAAGGAGGAAGUGGCCUUCAAGGACCUGGACGCUGCCAUCUUGGUCGGCUCAAUGCCCAGGAGGGAGGGCAUGGAGAGGAAAGACUUACUCAAAGCCAACGUGGCCAUCUUCAAGAGCCAGGGAGCCGCCCUGGAGAAGUAUGCCAAGAAGACUGUGAAGGUGCUGGUUGUAGGAAACCCCGCCAACACCAACUGUCUGAUUGCAGCCAAGUCUGCUCCCUCCAUCCCCAAAGAGAACUUCUCCUGUCUCACCCGUCUGGACCACAACAGGGCUCGCUCUCAGGUGGCGAUUCGCUGUGGCGUUCCUGCCAGCAAUGUCAAGAACAUGAUCAUCUGGGGCAACCACUCGUCCACCCAGUACCCAGAUGUGCACCACUGCUUGGUCAACAUGUCCGGUGGUGAGCUCGCCUGCUUCGACGCCGUCAAGGAUGAUGCCUGGCUCAAAGGCGAUUUCAUAGCUACAGUGCAGCAGAGAGGCGCUGCAGUCAUCAAGGCCAGGAAGCUGUCCAGUGCCAUGUCUGCCGCCAAGGCCAUCUGUGACCACAUGAGAGACAUCUGGUCAGGCACCCCCCAGGACGAGUUCACCUCUAUGGGCGUGUACUCCUCUGGAAACUCAUAUGGAGUCCCAGCAGACCUCAUCUAUUCAUUCCCGAUCCAGAUCAAGGACAAGAACUGGACGAUUGUGGGUGGCCUGGCCAUCAAUGAUUUUUCCCGAUCGAGGAUGGACGCCACAGCAGCCGAGCUGAUAGAGGAGAGAGACAUGGCGGUGUCUUUCCUGGGGGUAUGACUAGACCCUGCAGGGCCACCUGACCAGCACUUAGAAGGCCCCAAAACUCCAGACGCACGCCUGUGACGAAGCACUCCACCAACCCCUGCAGUAGUGUGUGUCUGUAUGAGUGUGUCUGUGUUUAUGAGUGUGAAGUUGGGAUUUACACUUUUGUGUUGGGAAGCAGCAGUUAUGGAGAAACCAAGUGGAGAUGGUUGAUGGUUAUUGGUUAUUGUUGCUGGUGUUUGUUCUCACAGGGUUUUAAUACUGUUGGAGAUGUUAUGGUGUGACCAGUGAAGACAACAGUAAUCAUUGUCUUUUUCAGGAUUACCAGACUCAUCCUGUCAGGUAGCAAAGCCAUUUCCACCAGAAACUUACUCAUUCUGAAUCACUCCGUCUGUUUAGUGGAAAAAAAGAAUGCAUCCAGUUUUAAUUUGGUUAUGGAUUAUUGCAUUGGUCUCAUAUUCAGUCGACACCAGAAACACCUUUUUGUUGUACAUCGUGACACACAAGUAUCUCCACUCUAACUAUAGUCCACCAUUUGUUACCAGCUUGUUUCCAAUAUAUUUUCUCUGGGGUUAAGUGAAUGGAUUCUUGUUACAUAUAGUCAGUGAUGCACUAAGUCCUCAAACACUGGAAUGGAAAACGUUAAACAAUAAAAAAAAAGAUUAAACAAUGAA
Hippoglossus stenolepis (Pacific halibut) is the source of this 1807-nucleotide messenger RNA. It is a transcript of the gene mdh1ab, whose product is annotated as malate dehydrogenase 1Ab, NAD (soluble). Bases 147 to 1148 code for a protein of 333 amino acids. Gene Ontology annotation, cellular component: mitochondrion; cytosol. NCBI's taxonomy places the organism in Eukaryota, Metazoa, Chordata, Actinopteri, Pleuronectiformes, Pleuronectidae. Gene Ontology annotation, molecular function: L-malate dehydrogenase (NAD+) activity. Gene Ontology annotation, biological process: tricarboxylic acid cycle; oxaloacetate metabolic process; malate metabolic process. The record is from RefSeq and is a predicted model, not a curated record. The transcript has 9 exons.